GGUGAUGGAGCGUUGGGAGACCCCCUACAUGCACGCGCUGGCGGCCGCCGCCUCCUCCAAAGGGGGCCGGGUCCUGGAGGUGGGCUUCGGCAUGGCCAUCGCAGCCACCAAGGUGCAGGAGGCCUUCAUCGAUGAGCACUGGAUCAUUGAGUGCAAUGACGGCGUCUUCCAGCGGCUCCAGGAUUGGGCCCAGCAGCAGCCCCACAAGGUGGUUCCCUUGAAAGGCCUGUGGGAGGAGGUGGCACCGACCCUGCCAGACAGUCACUUUGAUGGGAUCCUGUAUGACACGUACCCGCUGUCUGAGGAGACCUGGCACACACACCAGUUCAACUUCAUUAGGGACCAUGCCUUCCGCCUACUGAAGCCAGGGGGUGUCCUCACCUACUGCAACCUCACCUCCUGGGGAGAGCUGAUGAAAUCUAAGUACUCAGACAUCACCACCAUGUUCGAGGAGACCCAGGUGCCUGCCCUGCUGGAGGCAGGCUUCAGGCAGGAGAACAUCCGCACGCAGGUCAUGGAGCUGGUCCCGCCACCUGACUGCCGCUACUACGCCUUCCCGCAGAUGAUCACACCCCUUGUCACCAAGCACUGAGCCCACAGGCCACCGGCUCACAGAGCCCCAUCCCCCAAGCCCCUACUCAGUGCCUUUGUUGGCUGGGGGUGCGGGCUCUGGCCUCUCACUGCCCUGGUCGACUCACGUCAGCAGGCUCCCAUAACCUCUGCCACGGGACUACCUUCCCCUCAGGGUCUUGGGGAUGAAAUAAAUACUAACAGUGGGCUGGGCCAGUCGGCAGCGUGA
Messenger RNA from Vicugna pacos (alpaca), 799 nucleotides. RefSeq names its product guanidinoacetate N-methyltransferase (gene GAMT). Gene Ontology annotation, cellular component: cytoplasm; nucleus. Gene Ontology annotation, molecular function: guanidinoacetate N-methyltransferase activity. The record is from RefSeq and is a predicted model, not a curated record. Gene Ontology annotation, biological process: creatine biosynthetic process. NCBI's taxonomy places the organism in Eukaryota, Metazoa, Chordata, Mammalia, Artiodactyla, Camelidae.